CAGAGGCAGAAGCAGAGGCAGGGACAGAGGUAAGGGCUGGAGCAGAGGCAGAAGCAGGCGUAAAAACGGAGGCAACACAGAGGCUGGGGGAGAGGGAAGGGCAGGAGUAAGUGCAGAGGCAGAAGCGGGAGCAGAGGCAGAAGCAGGCGUAGGGGCAGAGGCAGCAGCUGCCCGGGCAGAGAUACAAGCAAGAGCAGGGGGAGCGGGAGCCCGAGCCGGGCCGGGGCGCAGCGCCCCGCCUCCGAGCGCUCCCGGCCGGCCGAUCCUGGGCACUCCGUUCCGCGGGCCGGAGCCCCGAGCCUCGCUGGCCUCCCGCCCCGCCGGGCCCGUCCCCGCUCGCCUCGCCUCCCUAGCUCCGUCCCGGCGCGCACGCUCCCAAGUCCCGGGCGCGCAGCCCCAGCCCCCGGCGGGCAGGCCGGCCGGCGCCUCCCCUCCUCCUCGUCAGGCCCGGGCUCUGGCUCCCGCAGCCCGAGGAAGAAGUGGAGCAGGACGCAGCGAAGAGGGGGCCCCGCUCCCCGCGCCUUGGGCCCGCGCCCCCCGCCGCCUCCAUCGUGCCCCUGCCCCCAGCCAUGGUGGGCCACCUGCACUUCCAGGGCAUGGAGGACAGCCUCAAAGAGAAGAGUAGGGAGGGCUUGUUGGACAGUCCCGACUCCGGGCUGCCCCCCAGCCCCAGCCCGCCCUUCUACUCCCUGCCCCCGGGGAUCAUGGACAGCAGAGCUGCAGGCAGCGGCGCCUCCGCGGAGUCCUCAGGAACCGGGCUCCACGGGGACCCCCAGGAGACCACAGGGCCUCCUCACCUCCUCCAGGAUCCUUCCGUGCUGGAGAUGAGACCCAGAUUGCACCCAGUGUUUUUUGGGGAAAGCAUCGAAGUAAAUCCUGAGCCUGUGCAGGAAAUUCGCUGCAACUCCGAGAUCAAAUACGACUCCGAAAAGCACUACCGGGACGACAUCUUCUACGUCCCCGUCCCCACGGUCACCUCGUACAGCGAGACCAUCGUGGCCAGCCCCAGCUGCACGUGGCGCAGCUACAAGACGCAGCUGACCUUCGAGCCCCGCCAGCGGGCCCUGCGCUUCCAGAGCACCACCAUCAUCUUCCCCAAGCACCCCAGAAACACUUACCGCACCACGCUGCACUACAGCCUGGGCUGCCCCAAGCGCUGGUUCGCGUCCAGCGUGCAGCUGGAACUGUGCGACGACCCCCCCUGUCCCGAGGAGCUCUAAUGGAGCUCCCGCUUGGAACCCUGGGGGGUGGGAGUGGGGGGGUAGAGAAAAGGGGGCUGGAGAGAAGCGUGGCCAGGAGCCGGGAAGGGAUGCUGAGGGGGGCCGACUGGGGGAGCGGGGCUGGGGGUGGUCCUGGAAGGGGCAGGCUCGCGGGGAGAGCACAAGCAGGACCGUUCGGAGAAGCCGCCCCUGCCCUUGGCCCGCUGUGCUCGGCGGUA
Molecule: messenger RNA, 1438 nt
Organism: Sarcophilus harrisii (Tasmanian devil)
Lineage: Eukaryota; Metazoa; Chordata; Mammalia; Dasyuromorphia; Dasyuridae
Product: refilin-A-like
Exons: 4
Coding region: 570-1220 (216 amino acids)
Biological process (GO): negative regulation of bone mineralization involved in bone maturation; actin filament bundle organization; skeletal system morphogenesis
Cellular component (GO): actin filament bundle
Molecular function (GO): filamin binding
Source: RefSeq, a predicted model, not a curated record